Cylas formicarius (sweet potato weevil) is the source of this 6741-nucleotide messenger RNA. It is a transcript of the gene dsx, whose product is annotated as protein doublesex. The record is from RefSeq and is a predicted model, not a curated record. Gene Ontology annotation, cellular component: nucleus. NCBI's taxonomy places the organism in Eukaryota, Metazoa, Arthropoda, Insecta, Coleoptera, Brentidae. Gene Ontology annotation, molecular function: DNA-binding transcription factor activity, RNA polymerase II-specific; RNA polymerase II cis-regulatory region sequence-specific DNA binding. Bases 85 to 1017 code for a protein of 310 amino acids. Gene Ontology annotation, biological process: regulation of transcription by RNA polymerase II; sex differentiation. The transcript is spliced from 5 exons.
CUGUUGCUAUAUUUAAAACGCGGGUUUUGGUUCUUUAAGUGGAGUUUAUGAAACUUACUUAGUACCACUUGCGGUGCUGUCGGAAUGCCUUCAGGAUCGAAUACGUCAGCGACGACGCGCACCCCGCCAAACUGUGCGCGUUGCCGCAACCACCGCAAGAAAACCAUCCUGAAGGGUCACAAACGGUACUGCGUAUACCGCAAUUGCCAGUGCGAAAAGUGCCGUCUGACAACGGAUAGGCAAAGGGUCAUGGCCAUGCAGACAGCUUUGCGAAGGGCUCAGGCCCAAGACGAAGCCAUGUUAAAGAACGGGAUGUUGUGCGUGCCACCGAAAACACCCAGUCCCGUGAAUACGGUUGAUCGCGCCAGUGUCGAUUGUGAUUCUUCAGCGUCGUCACAGUGUUCGAACCCGCCUCCGUUACCCAAAAAAAUCACCCCUGUGGUCGGGAGCGCACCGGCGGUGUCUUCGACUUCUGUCGGGAUGGGAAAUGAAGUUCACAGCUACGAAUAUAAAGCACAUUUUGGUGAUUUGCUGGAAGAUUGCCAGAAACUUCUAGAGAAGUUCAACUAUCCAUGGGAGAUGAUGCCCCUGAUGUACGCCAUCCUGAAGGACGCACGAGCAGAUCUUGAGGAGGCGUCAAGGAGGAUAGAUGAAGGUCGCGGUGCAGAUAUUCUCUUGGACCUAUGCCAAAGGGUAAAAGAAAAGUUCCAGAUUUCCUGGAGAAUGAUAUCGCUAGUGGACGUUAUAUUAAAAUAUGCCAAAGAAAAUCAGGAAGAAGCGCUUAGGCAAAUUGAUGAAGCGUUUUUGGAAUGUCGAGCGAUGGCUGCAGUUCAAGCUGCCCGGUACUCUUACCAUCAUGUACAGUACCCGGCACUGUACAAUGCCGCACUUUACCCUCCAGUCUACCUGUCCUCCAUGUCGUUCUACCAUCAAGCGCCUACGCUGUUACCGUCCACAUUGCCACCACCAGCUUGCUCGUCACCUACGCCCUUAAGGCCAUUGAGUCGAUCUGGAUAGGGUGGCCAGCCAUGUACGUUUCUACCUUAAAAACACACCGAAUUAUUAAUUUAGUAUGAACCUUUUGUGAUAAGUUCAAAUGUUCCAACGCCGUCGUAUGGUAAAACAUUCGUCCUAUUGGUCACAAUAAAAUUAAUUUAAUUUUUGCUCAAUAAAUGCCAAAUCAGCAGGACCAGAUGCAAUGCAGUGUAAUGUGUAAGCAAAAAACUCAACGCACGAUACUAAAAUAUUGCUGGGACCUAUCAAAUGUUUUCCGGUAAGUUUCUGUAUCCUGCCUAAAAGAUCACCCAUAAAUGAUAUAAAAUGUAGACUGUAAUUUAUGCGUCUAAUGGAUCGAAAAGUGGAAAAUGUCAAAUUUAUACAUAAUUGACUGAUAUCAAUAAACUGGGAACCUUUUAUAAAAAUCCAUAUAUGAAAAAAUAUAUUUAUUAUAACAUAACGGAUCAUAACACAGAGUGCAUUAUUUCUUAAAUCUUGUGCUUUUGGCAAAUUUUUUUUUUGGCGCUUUGUUCUAGACAUAUAUAUAUUUUACAUUCAAUUAAAUGCGAAAGUCAUGCAGGUUUUCACUUUGAUUUCACAAACUGAUUAUAACAAUUUUCGCUAGUACUUAAUACGAAGUCAGUGAUUGCAAGAAUGCCCGUCCACAACAGACAAGAGUUUUUGUAUUUUUAAGAACUAGCGUUCCAAGAGGAAUUUCAGACACUAAGGUAGCUGCAAUAAUUACGAUCUCUCAUGAAACAGUAAGUCUGCGGUACAAAACUACCCCAUCUGUUCCUCUUUCUUAGUUCCAAAUGUAACGUUCAUAUGUAACAUUUCAUCUAUUAAUCUUUGAAAGAUAUCAGACGGUCGAUGGCGACAUUUUCUUUUUAAUAUGUUACUAGGUUUACUGUAAUAUAUUUUAAAGUACUUUAUAACCUUCAUCAAAAUUUAUGAAAAAUGUUUAACUCAUAUAUUUCUAAAUGUUUUGAAGGAAAUAUUAGAAAUAAGAAAAAAAAUCUACAACAAUUUUACAUGGUGUCCAAUUGACCGCAUUUCUACCUUUUUUUCAAUGAUUUAUGGGUGACGCAUAGGUAGAAUGCAAAAUAUAAGUAAAACCUUAUAUCUAAAUCUACCGUAUACAAAAGAAAAAGUUUACAAAUGGAUAAGUAGAACAGUAUAUCUCAUAUUUAAGCGAAAUGCAUCUGGUAAUGCCGAAAUAGUAAUCAGUGUUAGAGGUCGCAAAAUAAUUUGAUUUAUAUUUGGGUAUGUUAAAGGACAGUGUCAAAUUUAUAUCGCAUUCGUGGUAAUACUUAUUCGUUGAUGAACGAAGAUCGAUUGUACGCACAAGACAUUGUGACGUAAAUUUAAAUCAAGUUUUAUUGCCACAAUCGUAUUUGAGUUUAAUAUAAUCUGUUUUCUUUUCACAAAAUUUAGCUUCAUUUUUCUGUCAGAAUUACGUUAAAGACCGAGCAAAGGAGGCAACCUUUUGUCUAAUAACUAAGAAUCGGCUACUUAUUAUAACCUUUUUUUUUUCCUAAUUAUUUCUAAUUUAAAAAUUAAACCCUUCAGUUUUCCCUUAUUAGAAAACAAAUAAACAUUUUGUUUACGGGAGAUUCGUGUUGAUUUUUUACUACCGUCUGUGACUUUGAACUUACAUAUUACAAAGUGGUGUGAUACUACUAUUCGAACUUUUUUAGUGACCUUUGGAUAUUUCCUGAAGAUGUGUUUACGAUUCUUGUCCUCCUUUUUCUCCUUUUCCUGUCCCUCUAGGGCGCUGCUAAAUUUUGCCCAACUAUUGAUUGCGUGAUUAUGAAGACGGGAAUCAGAGUAUCAAUUAAAAAAAAUCGUAAAUAUAUCAUAUUUGCGCAGCUUUUGAUAAAAUAUAUGUUAGUAAGGGGCUUCAAUCCAAUUAGAAUUAUUACCGUAACCAAUAUUUGUGUCUUAUUUUCUCUCCUUUAAGAAAUUGGCAGUUAGCAAUAGGAAAUAUUAUAUUGUCUGUUGAGCAUUUUUGCAUCUCUUAAUGUAAAACUUUUUUUAAAUGCUUGAAUCUACUUUUAAUUACUAAGAAACGUUUGGAAAAAAGUCAGUGGCGCACUCUAUAAGUAUCUAAAUAAAACUGCAAGAAACUGCUGAUUUAUCAAAAGCGAAAUUAAAGAGUCAGUGGCGUUCUCUGUAUGUCGAAAACGGCAUUUCCGGUUCAAUACGGUUGUCCUCCAUAAAGCAACAAGUGAUAUUGUACAAAUCAGAAAAAGAUUUGUUUGUUUGUUUUGCAAAUUUGGGUCGUUGAAAAGGUUCAGAAAGUUCAAAAUUUUAUUUUACUAGCUUUUCAGAAUGUGAGGUUUUGGUAUUAGCUUGUUCCUUGAACCUACGUAGUAGAAGUUGAUAGUAUUGGUUAAUAUCUCAAGCCGGUUGCCAUAAAUGUUAGGAUGACAACUGUAAUUGCUAUUCAUCUUAUCUGUUAAUUGCAUUUAGCAUAUUUUUAGCAACCAACAUUUGCGAAAAUAUUUAUUGAACAAAUCUUCCUAUUCUGAUUCUGAUCCGCUUUUGGGCCAAAUUUAUCGACUACAUUAAGUUUCAAAACUUGCUUUGAAAAAAUCAGGUACUCAUGGUAAACACCAUUUUCACUAAUGUAAUGCAACUCCUAUUAUUAUUUCAAAUAUGUUAUGUUCAAAAUCAUUUUUUUUUCCAAAAUUUUAUUUUAUUGAAUUUGCAGAUAACGUAAAUGCCGAAUAAGAUUAAAAAAAAAUAUAUACGCAUAUAUUAUUUACGUUCAAUGAUUUAUGAGUGACUCGGUUAAGUUUUGACAGAUGAUGCUGCGACUACAUAAUUUGGUCAGUUUUUAUUCCUAUGUUUUCUUAUUUAGAGUAUUUUAGAAAAUAGAUUAUUUUAAACAUAGCAUGUAAUACAACAAUGUAAAGAAAGUCCAACAAGGAAGCUAUCGUCCAAUUAACAGAGUUUUUGCUAUAUUUUAAAUUAUAAAUAGGUACAACAAAAGAAUUGUACGAACUUAAAGUGACAUACUUUUUGUACAAAUGUUUUUAUGCUUAGGAACAUCUUUAAAAUAUAUAUUUAUAAUAUUGUGAUUUCAGGGCCUAACACAGUCCUCACAGGCAAGUGAUAUUAAUUGUACAUAUAGUGAAACAAGAACGAAUUAAUUAAUAAGGUUGUACGAUUGUUAAAGGAUUUACUAGCCAUCUUGAUGAUAUUCCCUUAGCUUAACUUCAGAUUAGUACGUGCCGUAGAAAAUUGGCGAUCCGCCUUUAUAAUGCUAAAGUAUGAAAAAAUAUAUUCCCUGCAUUUUUUCACCAAGCAAAAAAUAAUAAACUUAUAUAAAAAUACAGCUUUAUUCGUCGUUGGUCGGGUGUUUUUACGCCAGUAAUUGGCAAUUACAUAUUAUUAAUUAACAAUGUUUUUUUGAUACUUCAAUUUGGACAGGUUUUCGAAAAACGAAGCUACUUAUAGUUGAAACUAAUCCUCCAUUAAAUAAAACAAUUCAAACUUUAUUAAUGUGCUGUACAGGGCGAUCUAACCAAGAUUAUGAGAAGCAUUGAGCCUGAAUGGGCUAGCAAACUGUUUAUAUAUGUGGUUGAUAGUUUUAUUAGGUCAGUGAGAUUCAGAAACUAAUAGCUGUUCAAAUUUUUAUUUUUUUUAAAUGAGUCACUUAUAACUGAAAAAUAGUCGUAAAUCUAUUAAAGUGUGCAAAGUAGUUUUUAUCCUAAAGUUUUGGAGCAUUAAAACAAAUUACACUAAUUGUGUCGCGUCGUUAAUGUAGUAGUCAUUUUAUAAAGAUAAACAAUAUAAUAACAACACCUUCAAUAUAAGCGGAAAACUUACUGGAAUAAUUAAAGAUUCACAAAUUAUUUAUCAGAUUUAAUAAAAAAUCAUGGAGAAGAGAAGAGAACUUUUAAAAAUAAUUAGAAUACUCUUUUAUUGAUUUUAUUUCCUCAGGUUAAGGCUACAUUUUUUUGUCAUAUUAAAUAUAAACAUAUAUGGUUCAAAGUUAUGUUUUACCUCCACCCCCGAAAACCGGCAACUAUUCAAGUGUGACUCAAUGACGUCAUUGAGAAAUGGCUAGAUUUUUCAGCAUGAUAGUUAAAGUAAAGAACUAUAAAAUCUUUCAUAGAUUAUGGAGGUUAUGGCCUUUUCGGUCUUUUUUUGGGUUUUUCGUGUGGAUUUGAAGUCUAUUAAAAUAAAUGGCAAUAUUAUAUAUUUGCGAGAAUUCCCAUUAACGACCGCAACAUUAGUUUUAUUGCCCAAAAUUACUAUAAUAGAUAAACUAAACCAUAUUCUACCAAGCGGGCCGUGAUUGGUGUGACGUUUGGUUGCUUGAACAAUAUUGACAACGUGAGAGAAGUAUUCACUGAUUUAAAAAAUGCUUUUUAAGAAAAAACAAUAUAAAAUUUUCUGUUUAUGAUUGGUGUUAAUUAUGCAAAACUGAAACAGACACUAUGGCUCAGAGUUUUUUAUGUAAGAUAAGGCAAACUGCCUCCUAAAAUCAAUACUCAAUGUAGAGUUGACUAAUCCGCCGUAUCGCCGAUUUUUGCAGGGAAUAUUGUGUAAAAAAUUUAAAAACUUGAACCUCGCGCUCAUUUAUGGCUAAAAGGGUAAGACAGUUUUCUACGAAUCUGAGUUAGUAAAAGUUUCGGAUUUACUAUACAACUUAAAAAAUAUUUUUGUGGAUGUUGUACAAUUUGGUGAUUUAUCGUCGUCUACAGACAAAUUGUAGCAAAAUGUAGUUUCUACAUAUUUCAGCAAUACAUGUUCAAAAAUUAUAUAUAUGCUAAGUAGAUAUAAUCAAAAAAUAUGAUUUAUAUACUUUUUGGGGUUCUCAUUCGAGAGCAUCAAUGUAUAAACUAAAUGUUAUUGGUCAUAGCAACUAUUAUCCAUACACAUUUGUUUUCUUUUAUUUUAGGUUUUCUUUUGUUUGUCCUGUUGUGAGACGGAAUGACUAAAAAAUGAUUUAAAAACUAAUAUUCUCGCUCGUUAUUGACGAUUAUAUUUCAAUGGACCCAGUCUGUAGCACAAGCCGAAUUUUCAAAAUAAUAUAAUUUUUACGAUAUCGUAGGUACCAAGAGGACAAAACGCUUGAGUAAUAAAUAAUAUGAAACUGCUAAAUUACCACUUAUUUACUAACUUCCUGCUUUUCCGGCCCUUACUGGAGCAAAUGUUUUUAAUCCAGUAGUUGGAAGUAAAACAUUUUAAAACAUGGAUAGUCCAAGAAAAUAUGCGAUAGCCAAUUUCUAUGAAUUCAUGCCGACUUUCUUACCAAGGACCUUGCUAAAAACCAAGAUGAAUUUGGCUAUAACCAUGGCAUCGUUGCCAAAAGUUUUAGGUUACCUUUUAUCAUACUAUUAAGAGUCUUAUUCCGUCUUAAAAGAUAGACUGAGAACGCGAAAUUGAACAUUGGUGCUUGCGUUAUUUAAUUGCAUUAUCUUGCUACCUAUUUUUUUUCAAUAUUAUAUAUCGUAAGUCUUAUGAAUGCCUUAAAACAAUUUUAUGUUUUUACAAAUCUGACGCAAACAUUAUCGUUGUCUCCAAAGUAAACUAGCUCAGUAUAAAGAUUGUUUUUAUUUUGUUAAUUGAAAGGUCGGUAAUACCAUUGCGACUAGAUGACUAAGUUUUUAUUACUAUUAAUUAUUGUUUCAAUACAUGUGUAGUGUUGAUAGGUAUUUAUAUAUCUCUAGUUAUUAUUCGCUAGAAGUUAAAUGAUAAUGUAUUACAAAAGUAAUUACCGGUGAAGUUGUA